Messenger RNA from Xenia sp. Carnegie-2017, 981 nucleotides. RefSeq lists its product as uncharacterized. Lineage: Eukaryota; Metazoa; Cnidaria; Anthozoa; Malacalcyonacea; Xeniidae. The record is from RefSeq and is a predicted model, not a curated record. The transcript is spliced from 4 exons. Gene Ontology annotation, biological process: mRNA processing. Gene Ontology annotation, molecular function: RNA nuclease activity. The coding region runs from base 42 to 962 and encodes 306 amino acids.
UAAAGCACCCUUAUCUACAAUCAGAUGAAGAAAAAUUUAACAUGCUGUGUGAUAUGGGGAAUAAAAUGGAGGUGAAACAUUCACAAGGUCAAAAUUCUCCUACUUCAGACGUUCAUACGCAGUUGCAUGGUUCCACAGAAUGGAUGAAGCGUAUCCAUGAUGAAGUCGUCGAGGAUUUGAUCAACUUUGAAGUAAACAACAGUAUAAGAACUCUAAAGUACAAGUCUACAUGGGCAGGAUGCUUAAGAUUUAUACGAAGCGUUGACCAACAUUGGCAAAAUAAGCCUCGUCCGCAUCUAUCACAUUAUGUGAAGCAAGGCAAUUAUAAAGAGUAUUUCCUACAAGUUUUCCCAGAGCUUCCUCUUCUGGUGCACAAAGUCAUAAGGUCGACUGGCUGGAAAUCCCCUCCAGAUCUGGAAGAACACUUUGCUACUUCUUACGAAAAGAUAUCUUUGCCCUCUUCCAUGAGUGACAACGACUAUGACGACAUUGACAAAACUCCUUCAGCAGUACUUGGCGUAAACGAAUCAAACGAAAGCACUUCGUCACAAAAGUAUUUGGUCCUUGAUACAGGUACAACCCAGGCUAAUAAAGAAGAUAAUGCUAUCAAUCCAUUUACAGUAUAUGGCAAGGAGCGAGGUGUCAAUAAUGGAGAAACAACACGUAAUAAAGAAGAGACAAAAUCUAUAAAGAAUACAAAUGUCUUAAAAGAAGAAACAACAUUUAAUAAAGAAGAGAAAACAUGUGUAGACAUGGAAACUGAUGCCAAGAAUGAAGACAAGACACCCAAAGAAAAAGAGAAAAAAUCUGCAGGCAAGGAGACAAAUGUCAUAAAAGUAGAAACAACAUUUAAUGAAGAAGAGAAAAAAUGUGUAGACAUGGAUACAGAUGCCAAAAAGAAGAAAAGACACCAAAAGAAAAUAAGAAAAAAUCUGCAGGCAAGAAGGAAAAUGUCAAAAUAGAGAAACAACAUCUAAUAAA